Ochlerotatus camptorhynchus is the source of this 1653-nucleotide messenger RNA. Its product is annotated as glycerate kinase. Bases 110 to 1636 code for a protein of 508 amino acids. Gene Ontology annotation, molecular function: glycerate kinase activity. Gene Ontology annotation, biological process: protein phosphorylation. Lineage: Eukaryota; Metazoa; Arthropoda; Insecta; Diptera; Culicidae. The record is from RefSeq and is a predicted model, not a curated record. Gene Ontology annotation, cellular component: cytoplasm. The transcript is spliced from 2 exons.
UGUUUGUGCAAGGUGUUUCUUUAAAAUAAGUUUUAAUUAGUUUGAAUUAUCUCAUUUCUAUUUGCUCUACCACAUUGAAACUCAAGAGGAGAUUCCCGUAAACCUUUACAUGUUAUCGUUGCUUCGAAAAUAUUCAAACCGCAAAUCAGUUGGAUAUCGACUACAGCAGCACGUUACCAGCAGUAUGAAUCCUCGGAUUGAUACGCUCAAGUGUCUCUUCUUGAAGGCCGUUGAUUCAGUCAAACCAAAGGCUCUAUUUGAAUCAUUCCUGCAUAAUGAAUACAUCACCAAACAGCUCCAGAUUGCGAAUAAACGCUACCACGUUGUGGGUUUCGGUAAAGCGGUCCUCGGUAUGGCAGUUCAGAUGGAACGGAUGCUCGGCGAUAGGUUGGUUAGCGGUUGCAUUAGCAUUCCAGUUGGUACUCUGCAACGAUUUAAAAAUGAUGCCGAUUUCCAACUGAAUAGCACCACGAAAAUAAACAUCAUCGAAUGUGCUCGGAAUAAUCUUCCCGACGAUAAGGCAGUGAGUGCAGCUCAAACCAUCAAAUCACUCGCAGAAAGAAUGACUUCGGACGAUGUUUUAUGUGUGUUGGUGUCCGGCGGAGGAUCUGCGUUGCUUCCACUGCCAAAGGCUCCAAUUUCGCUAGAAGAAAAAUUAGCUGUGAUAAAACUGCUCGCUUCGACUGGUGCAGCGAUUGACGAACUGAACGUUGUUAGGAUCCAAUUAUCAGAUGUUAAAGGAGGAAAGUUGGCUGCAGCAGCAAAUAACUCGCACAAAUUGCUGUGUUUCAUAAUUUCGGAUAUAGUUGGCGAUCCCAUUCCAUUAAUUGCGAGUGGUCCGACUAUCGGAAGUAGUGUUAACAACCGAGAUGCAUGGAGUAUUCUAGAAAAGUAUCACUUGGACGAUAAGGUUCCUCAGUCGGUUGCCAAAAUGCUAACCCUUCCAGAUUCAGAACCGCUUAAAACUCCUGGUGAUAUUCAUCUUAUCGGUUCGAAUGAACUUGCAAUCGACUGUAUCAUCAAUAAUAUUCCAAAAACUGAAAUCCUUGCACUGCCACUAACUUCGGGUGUUCAAGGAAAUGUAAUAUAUCUGAGUCAAGCGUAUGUUGAAUUGGCAACUGCUAUCAGAAAAUUUCAGAGCAAAACUAUUGAGGCACACAAUUUCACGAAAACCAUCACCCAGAUAGGCAAAAUUCUCAAUCUAAAUUCAAAAGCUAAUGACAUCGUUGAGUUCCUGUCCGCUAAUCCUGGCAAGGACUUGCUGAUUGUGGCUGGUGGUGAGCCAACAGUGGUUGUGAAAGGAAACGGUCUCGGAGGUCGGAAUCAGGAGCUGGCAUUGAGAUUUAGUUUGGAGUGCCAUCGACGUGGAGAGUCAUUGAGCGAUGUGAUGCUACUCUCGGCUGGCACGGAUGGAAUCGAUGGACCAACGGAUGCUGCCGGAGCAAUUGGAGGGGCCGAUGUUGUGAAGAAGUUUCUUUCGUUGGGCAGUCCGAAGCGAAUCGAGGAGUUUUUGGAGAAUAACGAUUCGCAUAGUUUCUACCGACUGGUGGAUGAUGGUGGGUAUCACAUUGUGACUGGGCAUACAGGGACUAAUGUAAUGGAUAUUCAUAUGUUGUACAUACCAUGGAAACGAUAGUAAAAUAAAUCGUUAAA